Messenger RNA from Dinoponera quadriceps, 1765 nucleotides. Its product is annotated as facilitated trehalose transporter Tret1-like. The transcript is spliced from 6 exons. The record is from RefSeq and is a predicted model, not a curated record. NCBI's taxonomy places the organism in Eukaryota, Metazoa, Arthropoda, Insecta, Hymenoptera, Formicidae. Gene Ontology annotation, molecular function: sugar transmembrane transporter activity. Gene Ontology annotation, biological process: carbohydrate transport; transmembrane transport. Gene Ontology annotation, cellular component: membrane. The coding region runs from base 46 to 1515 and encodes 489 amino acids.
UGCACUGUCACACGUUGCCUCUAUUAACAUCUAAUAUACGUGAUCAUGAAGUUUCUCUUACGAACGGACACACACGUUAACACCGAGAUACCAGUAAAUGUGCCAGCAGCUAAAUGCACGUAUUCUCAGAUGCUGGCCGCAUUAUCAGUAUCAUUGUGCUCAAUGAUGAUUGGUUACUCGAUCGCCUAUACAUCACCAGCAUUAGUAUCUAUGCGCGACCCUAGCACAGCGAGUUUCGAAGUUAGCAGACAAAUGGGUAUGUGGAUCGGGUCACUAAUGCCUUUAAACGCACUUUUCGGUGGCAUUGCUGGAGGGCCAUGCAUCGAGUAUCUCGGGAGAAGAAACACGAUACUCUCCACAGCGUUCCCAUUUAUCGGAUCGUGGCUUUUAAUUGCACUGGCUCAGAAUGUCGCGAUGGUGUUAGUUGGGCGCGCAAUAUGUGGGUUUAGCGUGGGUGUUGCUUCCUUAUCACUACCUGUGUACUUAGGCGAGACGAUACAUGCAGAAGUGCGCGGCACUCUCGGCCUGAUGCCCACCGUCUUUGGUAAUGGUGGAAUAUUAAUAUGCUACACGUUGGGUAUGUGUCUGAAUUGGAGAAACCUGGCGCUGGUAGGUGCGUGCUUGCCAAUACUGUUCUUGAUUCUGAUGUUUCUAAUCCCGGAGACCCCGAGGUGGUACAUCUCAAAGGGAAAGACGAAGGAGGCGCAAAAAUCUCUGCAAUGGCUCCGCGGCAAGGACGCCGAUAUAACCGAAGAAUUGACUAUGAUCGAAAAGAUUCAUGUGGAGAGCGAACAAAACGCCUCUCAGAGAACGAUCUUGGAGUUAUUGAAGAGCACCAAUCUGAAACCACUACUCAUUUCCUUGGGACUGAUGUUAUUCCAACAAAUGUCAGGAAUCAACGCGGUUAUAUUCUACACGGUGCAAAUUUUCCAGGACGCUGGUAGCACGAUUGAUGAAAAUCUUUCGACUAUAAUUAUCGGUUUGGUGAACUUAAUAUCCACUUUCGUCGCCGCAUUCACGAUCGACAAGGUGGGCAGAAAGGUGCUGCUGUACAUAAGCGGCGGAGCGAUGGUUCUAACGCUCUCCAUCCUCGGCGGACACUUUUACGUGAAAUCAUGCGGUGUCGAUGUGACGGCCUUCGGCUGGCUGCCAUUAGUCAGUUUAAUCGUCUACGUGAUCGGCUUUUCGCUGGGUUUCGGUCCGAUUCCCUGGCUGAUGAUGGGCGAGAUCUUGCCAGCCAAGAUUCGCAGCUCAGCUGCCAGUAUUGCGACUGCCUUUAAUUGGAUGUGCACCUUCAUCAUAACGAAAACAUUCGAGGACAUAAUAACGGUAGUUGACACGCACGGCACUUUCUGGUUGUUCGGUGCCAUGGUCAUAGUGGGCAUCAUCUUCGUAAUCAUCAGCGUACCGGAGACGCGCGGCAAAUCACUCGAGGAGAUCGAGAUGAGUUUUACCGGGCCAACUAGAAGAAUGAGCGCGGUCGCCAACAUGAAGCCGAUGCCGACGGCCUCCUAGCUACCAAUCGAUGCUCAAUCGCGAUUUUCAUCAACGGGAAAAUUUAUCAGAACAAGAGGGAACAGGACUCAACGAUGUCACUUUAGGGGUAAGGUUUCCUUAAAGAUACUUAAUGAUACCCAUAUAAAUAAUUUUAGUUUAAAGCGAAAUCAAGCUCGAAGGUAUGCUUCCUGCGAAGCUUCUUACGAAUAUGUCGCAUUUGUCCUGUGAGAAACGCAGCCGCAAUUUGCAUUUAAUGUACAGUUUAAUA